Drepanopeziza brunnea f. sp. 'multigermtubi' MB_m1 is the source of this 435-nucleotide messenger RNA. RefSeq lists its product as uncharacterized. The record is from RefSeq and is a predicted model, not a curated record. Lineage: Eukaryota; Fungi; Ascomycota; Leotiomycetes; Helotiales; Drepanopezizaceae.
AUGCGUUUCAAUAACAACUUCCUUUGGCUCGCCUCCUUCCUCGGCGUCGCAACCGCUCUCCGUCGAGGCUGCAGGCCCGACACCAAAAGCGACACCGGCGCCGGCUUUUACACCUUUACAGUACUCGACACGUGGAUUUCUGUCGCGGGUGACUUUUGCACCAAUCAAGUAGAGAUGCAAAAAAUGAACCCUGGCAUCUCUUUCGAACCCGGAGACAUCUGCUAUGUUCCUUGCAAAGUUCGAACGCGCGAUUGCUCUCGGAUACCGGGCAGUAAUGAUGGCUACUACACGGUCGUCGAGGGUGACGAGGUGACACCGGUUGCGGAAGAUUUUUGCUCAACUGUCGAGGAUUUGACGUCCAACAACCCCGACGCGAUUACGAGCAACACACUCACGCCUGGCACGAUCCUGAAAGUUCCUUGCUCUUGGAACUAG